This is a messenger RNA of Aureobasidium melanogenum CBS 110374, 618 nucleotides long. RefSeq lists its product as uncharacterized. Lineage: Eukaryota; Fungi; Ascomycota; Dothideomycetes; Dothideales; Saccotheciaceae. Bases 1 to 618 code for a protein of 205 amino acids. The record is from RefSeq and is a predicted model, not a curated record. The transcript is spliced from 3 exons.
AUGGCUACCUCCAUACUUCUACUCACAGUCUCUUUGGCCAUCCAAGCUUUGGCACAAAACGCAAACCUCACCGUCUCGUUUUCCCCUGCUACACUGGACAACUGUGCCUCAAACGGCUCUACAGAAGCCAUCAUCUUUACCACAAGCAGUAUUCCACUGUCAUAUCAAUGCUUCAAUAUCGAAGACCUCUUUGGCUCCUCAAAUGCGUCCCCUAGCUGGGGCUCUCGCACGACCGAAUCAGCCUCCCGGACCUAUACCUCUGAAGAAAUCUCCCGGCGCGUCUUCAACGCAAACAGCUACUCUGCUCAAACCAAUUAUUCCAGAAUCUGGUACCAGCAGCAGAAUUUCACGUCACCAAAACAAGGCGAAGAUGCUGCCAGGAUCUUCGAAUGUUUAGCGGCCGAGACUACGUGUCAGAGCUCGGGAAACGGUGAAUGCUACGAGGCUCCGUAUAAUAUCGGGAGUUUCCAGAUCGGCUCUGCGGCAGCUGUCAACAGCGGAGCUAAGAAAUGUUGGGUUGCCUCAACGGGUUCGGCUGCUGAGAGAUUCAGUGGUAGCAAGACUGCUGCCGCCGUGGGCGCUGCGGCCAUACUUGCAGCCGGAAUGUUGAGCUGGUGA